Molecule: messenger RNA, 1835 nt
Organism: Salvelinus sp. IW2-2015
Lineage: Eukaryota; Metazoa; Chordata; Actinopteri; Salmoniformes; Salmonidae
Product: GTPase IMAP family member 8
Molecular function (GO): GTP binding
Source: RefSeq, a predicted model, not a curated record
UUAAGUGUCAGAUAAAAUAAGAACACGAGGCUGAAAGUGAAACUGUUGAAGCUGAACAAUUUCAACUCCGUAGAAUUUAAGAACGUUCAAGAUAUCUAAUACGAAAAUUCCUCACAAGUCACAUUAAAACAGGAUAAUUCCUUGAAGAUGGGGCACCCAUCCAAACCUGUGCAACAGACAUCCAGACCAUUGCAGGUGGUGUUACUUGGUAAAACAGGAGCAGGGAAGAGUGCCGCAGGAAACACCAUCCUGGGACGAAAAGAUUUUGUCUCAAAGAAGAGUUCCAAAUCAGUGACUGCUGAUAUUGAGAAACAAAAUUCCACCAUUGAAGGAACAGAUCUUGUCGUGUAUGACACUCCAGGAUUCUGUGACCCCGACCGAUCUGAAGAGCAAAUUCAGGAGAAAUUCCAGGAUGUCCUCAAGUUAACCUCAUCUGGUCCCCGUGUGUUUCUCCUGGUGGUGAAGACAGACAGAUUAACAGAAGAAGAGAAGAGGGUCAUCAGUAAAGUAGAAGGUCUUCUAGGAGAGAGUCUUUUGAAGCAAACCUGGAUCCUGUUCACCAGAGGAGAUGAGUUGGAAGACCAGACUAUAGAAGAAUUCAUUAAGGAGUCAGAUGACCUCUCAGAAGUGAUGAGAAAAUAUGGUGGACGAUACCAUGUGUUCAACAACAAGAGUGAGGAUCCUGAGCAGGUCAAAUCACUGCUGGAAAAGACAUCUCCAUGUCUCAAUUCAACAGUUUCAAGGAGCUCCUCCAUCAGGAAUCUCCCAGAGAGAAGGAUUGUUCUGCUUGGAAAAACCGGUGUUGGGAAGAGUGCAACAGGAAACACCAUCUUUGGUGGGAGAAGUUUCCAUUCUGAACUGAACUUGUCCUCAGUAACACGUAAAACAGAAAUGAAACAGGCAGCAGUAGAUGGGAGGGAUGUCCGUGUGGUUGAUCCUCCAGGACUGUUUGACACACAGCUUACUGCUGAAGAAUUAACAGAGGAGAUUGGUAGGAGCAUCUAUGAGUCUAGUCCAGGGCCUCAUGCCUUCCUCAUAGUGUUGCGAGUCAAUGACAGGUUCACAGAGCAGGAGAAAAAAGCUAUUGAAAUUCUAGAGAGUGUGUUUGGGUCGGGACUUGCAAAGCAUGCCAUCAUCCUCUUCACCCAUGGAGAUGCAUUAGAGGGUAACAGUCUAGAGAAGCUGAUUAGUGGGAACAGUGACCUCAGUAGAUUGGUAGAGCAGUGUGGGGGGAGGUACCAUGUCCUCAACAAUAAAGCUAGAGGAAGCAGAGAUCAGGUCACAGAGCUGAUGGAGAAGAUAGACAGAAUGGUGGAGGAGAAUGGAGGAACCUGCUACACCAAUGAGAUGUUUGAGGAGGCAGCCAGGAUUAAGGAGGAGGAGGAGAGGAUCCAGAAGGAGGAGGAGGAGAGGAUCCAGAAGGAGAGAGAUGAGAGAGGAUCGAGAGGGUAUCCAGAAGGGAUCCAAAAGGAGAUAAAAGAGGAAAAGGGUUUUAGUGUGUUUUUAAAGAAACACUGGAAAAUUAUUGUGCCCUGCGCACUGAUACUUUGCGGUUGUGGUGCGCUCGUAGGCAUUUGGGCUGUUGGUGGUUUUGCUACUGCUGGUUCUGCUGUUGUUGCUGCUCCUAUUACUACUGCUGUUGUUGCUGCUCCUAUUACUACUGCUGUUGUUGCUGCUCCUAGUACUACUGCUGUUGUGCUUAGUGGUGUUGCUGGUGCCACUGUUGGUGCCACUGUUGGUGCUGCUGUUCCUGCUAUUGUGUAUGUUUUUAAAGGGUAAAGCACCAUAAAAUUCAGUAAAUCGUUAGCUUGCUACAAUAAAAGGUUUGAAAGUCA